Clarias gariepinus (North African catfish) is the source of this 3761-nucleotide messenger RNA. RefSeq names its product proprotein convertase subtilisin/kexin type 1 inhibitor, like (gene pcsk1nl). Bases 97 to 1023 code for a protein of 308 amino acids. Gene Ontology annotation, molecular function: endopeptidase inhibitor activity. Lineage: Eukaryota; Metazoa; Chordata; Actinopteri; Siluriformes; Clariidae. The record is from RefSeq and is a predicted model, not a curated record. The transcript is spliced from 3 exons. Gene Ontology annotation, biological process: negative regulation of endopeptidase activity.
CCCCCUCCCUCCAUCUGGAUCGCUCCAUCUGUGGUCCAGGGCUCAGUGACGGCGUAUCUCUCUGUCGUAAGGGGCAGCUUCAUUCUCGUCUGCAGGAUGUCGGGCCCUCGUACCAGCUCCAUACUGCUCCUCUUCUGCGUGGCUUUCCUCCAGAGUCCGCUCUUGGAGGCCAAGCCUCUCUCUGUCAUGCAUGGGGGAGGAACUGCACGCCUUCGCCGUGACCUGCGUGAUGCAAUGCCCUACGAGGCUCAGAUGAUGUCAUACCCUCCUGCUGGGUUCAAUGGACGGGGCAGCGAUGUGUACUACCAGCCAGAGGCCCUGAGAGCGCAGGGAUUGGGCCACGCCCUGCAUCACCUGGAGAACGACCAGAGGCAGGAGCAGGAGGCAGUCUACCUGGCAGGGUUACUGCGUCUCCUGAGCGAGGCUGAGAAUAACGGCCAAACAAGACCGGAGGAAGAGGAAGAGCAGGUGGAAGGUGACUUCCAGGAAUCUUACCCUCCAGACUAUGAUGAGACGGAUCAGACCGUGAACAUGGCGAAACCCCAGGCACUGCUGGACCCACAGCUCACCGAGGCUCUGCUCAACCGCUAUAGGCAGGAGAGGAUGAUCCAGGCAGGGCAGGACCGAGACCAGGAGAUGCUCCGGUACCUAGUGGAGAAGGUCAUCUCGAAUCUGGCAGCCGAGAACCCAUCCAACCAUCGAGGCAAAUGGGAAGUGGCAGCAGCAGCCAGCAUUGGACGUGACAGAUCUACUCCUCUGAGACGGGCUAGGCGAUCUCUAGACUCCGCCCCUCCAGCCGCCCCCGAUGCCGAAGCCUCGCUCCUGCGGGUGAAGCGAGUGGGCGAUGAAGACCAUGACGAUUUUGGCGGUCAGAACAACCGGUCUCCACAUGUCGGCCUGCAGAGGAUGAAGCGAAUCGACGCAGAUCUGCCUCCAUCUGCAAAGCACAGCCGCAAACGCCGCUCUGUGACCUACGACCCCGAGCUCAUCGCUCAGCACAUCAUCCAGUACCUGAGAAAGUGAGAAAGAGAGAGAAAGAAAGAAAAAGAGGAAAAACAGAAAGAUUGCAACAGUUCACAUGCAGACAGAGAACUCACUGUUAACUGCUUAUGUCUGGCAAACCAAUGUAUCUGCUUCAGCGCUAUAAUAAAAUCUUAAACACGCCCAAUGAUCUGUUCUACAUGCUAAUGCGUAUGAGCAAAUAACAUUUUUAUUUAUGGGUUUGCAGUAGAUGCGGUGAUACACUGUGGUUGGCAACCUGUCAGUCCUGGUAGUUCAGAUAUUGAUAUUGACAUCUCUUGAGUUCCAGUCGAAGACCAAAUUCUUCUUUUCUUAAAUUUAGAUUUCCUCUAAACCUUUAACCCUGAAAGGAGUGGAAGUUUCAAGGUCAUCAGCCCCUUUAUUGGGAUUAAAUAAUGCUCCACUUCUAACAUCACAGGACCUUUUAAAAAACACCCCCCACCAUAUUAGCUCUAUGAGUAGGGUUAAUCCCAAAUAACCUUCUGGCAAGCAGGUUCUCAUCCUCGUCUUGAUAUGCACCACAAGUUAUUCUGCAAAUUUAAGUGUUCCUCUCAGCACAAUUGAUUCAGUUACAACUCUUUUACAAUAAAAUGUAUAGGGUCAGGAGGUUCCCCAGGACCAGGGUUGUGAACCUGUGCCGUAGUAGAUACCAUCUGGAUGUAUCUGUUAAGCUGGUGGUCCUUUCUUUUGUUAGGGCAUUGGGAAAUUGAUUGAUUGGAGAGUUGUGAGUUCAAAUCUCAACUCGCUUAGCUGGCAAUGUUGGGCCCUCGAAUAAAGCGUUUUACCCCUCCUCUGCUUAGUAUUAUCUAGUCUCUAGUCUUGUAAGUCACUUUGGAUUAAAGCAAAAGAGGUAAAUGCAAAUCAAGCCCUUGGUCAUGAACAUAUAUGGUUUUUCAGACACUAUAUACUGUACUAGGGCGUAACUUAGCGGUGUUGAGAUCUCGACCCAUGUAGGGGUGUCUGAGGACAUGUUCAACCCCCUCAAAACACAACCAAGCAUUAUUAUGGCAAUGGCAAUUGGCAAUUGCACUGAAUUUAGAGAGUCAGCCAGAGUAGGGUGAUUAUGAAAUGAUAUAUGGGGGGGUUGUACGGUCUGUGUGCAUGUUCCCCCUGUGCUUGGUGGGUUUUCUUCCAGGUACUCCAGUUUCCUCCUACAGUCCAAAUACAUGCAGUUUAGGCUGUUUGAUGUUCCUAAAUUGUGUGAAUAUGUGUUUGUGGCCUGCCAAAAAUUGGCCUAAGUCUCGUGGGAUGGGCUCCAGGCCCUCCAUGAUCCUGUAUACAUAAUGCAGCGGUACAGACUACAAGUGAGUGAGUACAAACAAAUGAGCUUUCUAAAAUACAUUCCCUAGCCAAAACAAAGGUUUUAAUGUCCCAGAUAAACUUUAGUAGCAUUUCACUUAUUCUAGCAUGUUAGACAUUGUGGGAUCAAAGUACAGGGUCACCAAUGAUGCAGCACCCCUGGAACAGAAAAACUUGACAAGCCUUGUUCAAGGGCCCUACAGUGCCAGCUUAACUGUACCAGGGAUUGAACUCACAACCUCUUAAUCAGCAUCCCAGAGAGAAAGACUAACCGAGACACCACGUCAACUUAUAGGCAGGAUACUUAUAUAUCUGUUCGACCUUCAGAGCUGUGAUGACUUGGCUGUUUUUCAAGAGCGACUGGUGGGCUGAACACUUUAAUGCUUUUCCAUGGUUUAAAAAAAUCUGGCACUGAGUUGCGAUAGGAAUUGAACUGCAUGGAAAAUGUUAAACUGUUCAGCACGGAGAAGCUUCAUAGAAUUGUCCUUUAUGAUGACCUGUGAUGUGUGUAAUAAAUAAUAUCCAAUUUGCCAUGGCCGCACCAAAGAUAGCAUGACCCAGUGGAUUGGAUACUGGUACUCAGCUUUAGAUACUGAGAACAUCAUUGAAUAAAAGAUACUUUUAAACGCAUCAUCAGACCAAAAAUCCAACCAGGCCAGGAAUUACGACAAUGCUUAUCCAUUUAUCGUUGAGGGAUGGAUAUUUUAAAGGUAAUGUUCAGAAUAAAACACUACAAGAGAGACAGUUUUAACUGAAAACCUUUUAUUGAUCAAACUACAAGAUAUCUUGAUGUAGUUGAAAAUGAUCGAGAUCACAAAACACACCGGAGAACGUCUUGGCCCCUGCAGCUUUAAACAGCCAUGCUGAGCCUAAGCACGAGGGUUGCUGAGAAUGUUGUCCAUUACGUUAUUACUGUUUAAGUAUAUCAAAUUUCACUCAAUUCAAUUCACCAGCCGGUGAGCCACGAGAUAGCAGACCUCUCAUGAAAAAAGACCUCUGACGUUAACAGUGAUGCAGUGAAUCUUUCCCAGAAUUCCUUAUCUUUUUGAUCCCGGCUGGAUGUAGCCCGUUAACUGAGCACUGUGUUGGUUGCGUUUGACCUGCGUGUAUUACUGACCCCUACUCCGACCAUCCUCGCUGUGGAAGAGUCGGUCGCCGUUGUUCUGCUUCCUCUUGCUUCGCCAGUGGCUUUCUUACAUUAACGUGCCAUAACGCUGGCUAUGUUUUACACUUCACCUCUCUGAUCACUCAAUAUGAGAAUAUGUGCAAGUUUUAAGUCAUAAUUAUUGUUAUAUGCUUUAUGUUUCCUUAUACGUGUGUGGUUAUGAAAUCUUAAUCUCAUAAAUUUUAUGCAUCUGUGAGCAGCAGGUGGAAUCGUCAAAUAAAAUGAGAAAAAAAUUGUGAAAUGAGUUGUACAAUAAAGAUUGGAUGUUGGUGUCAAA